AUAGCUUUUUCUUUUUUCACCUAGCAUUGCUCUUCCUAUGACUCAACGCCGAGUUUGAAUAUUUUUUUUUGUCUGCUGGUGCAGCCACACAAGCGGCACAUGUGUUUGACGACUGACUGAUGUCGAUGUGGGUACUUCGUUUGCGAAGCACCAUCUGCGUGGUCGGGAAUAAAUUGAAUGGAAAAGCAAACCCACGAGUGGAACGGUUCAUUUGACGCUGUCGACUGCGUUCGCCCUGAACUUAAGUACAGACCAUCGCUGAGCGUGAAAAUGCGCGCCACUGUGCCAGUACUUCUCCUGUGCAUGGCCACACUGGCUGUAAGUGAAGAAGAACAAAGGCCUCGUUUGGUCCUUGUGACUGAACGAACACACGAACAGUGUUUCCCGAUCCGAUUCCUGGGCUUAUUCGUCUGCGUGGAAUGGAGCAACAUCGAUAUGUUUGUACCAUCAGGCAAUCACACUGGGCCAGAUCCAAACAGCACAUCUGAUUCGUCGUCACCGCCACUCGAUACAACCUCAGAUGGCGACUCUGAAUCUCCUACAGCUGCUGAUGAAUCGACCCCAGUCGAGGACAGCUCUGCAGAAAUCACGGCGUCUGAUACCCAAGACAUCUCUGAUUCUGGUGAAUCCUCGCCUAGCGAAAGUGGUGCAGAGGGGAGUGAUUAGACAAGCACGAAUGCAUAAUAAAUAUGGUCACUUCGACAAGCACUAACUACGAUGUGUGAUUUACUAAAGGAAGCAAAGCAUGCAAUAGGCCAGCAAAAUAAAUUAUAGCAAACGCCUUUUUCAC
Dermacentor andersoni is the source of this 790-nucleotide messenger RNA. NCBI's taxonomy places the organism in Eukaryota, Metazoa, Arthropoda, Arachnida, Ixodida, Ixodidae. The record is from RefSeq and is a predicted model, not a curated record.